UGGCUCGUGCAUGCGCAUUCAUUGAGGGCUUCUUGGCUAUCUAUAUGAACGACGUACGAACGUAAGCGUGCGGGCGUGGAGGUGUACAUUGAGUACGCCAAGCUUCUGCCCGCGUUUAGGCAAUAUGAAAGGCGCGGGUGGGCGGAUCGCCGAGCAGAGGCAAAGGGCAGAGUAAUGUACCUGACAUGGCCGUUGCGACCGUGUGCGCCAUGUCCUUCCGCUCAGCCCAUGAACACGCCGUUGGGCAGUCGCCCACCUCGCACAGGUAAGCUGGAUCUGUUCUGCUGCUUGUCACAGGCGAGCCGGAAGUUGCCUUAUCGGGGAGGGCGAUGACGGGUGGAAGCGGCGGGCGUGACGGUCGCCAUCUGCUGUUCCGCAUGCCUGUGAUCGUCCACCAUGUCCAGCUCCUCCUCGCCCACGACCGCGUCGACCGCGUCCUCGGCCAGCGCGAGCGCAACCUCCUCCGGCACCAGCAGCGGCGGGGGGUCGUCUGAGCCGUCCUCGCUCUAUUUAUUCACUUUCCUCGCGACCCUCUUCCUGCUGCUCUUCGUCUCGGCCGCGAUCGUCCUCCGCUCAUUCAUCCUCCGUCGGCGCUUCCGGAGGCGAAUAGAGGAGGCCCUCGCCGCAGGCGUGCCCUUGACACCGCCCUGGGGCGGGCCGCCUGAGUUAUUCAGGAUCCUCCAGAGACCGAAGUUGUGGGAUCUCUUCCUCAGGCCUGCGUCCAAGGACGGAUGGAAGGACACACUGCCAAUAGCAGCGACAGUCGUUGCGUCCAAGCCUAGCCAUUCUGGCGGCAGUGCGCUCUCUCCGCAUGAGGGAAGCCCAGAUGCCUCAACGUCCCGUUUCGCCCUUCUUCGGCGUCCGUUCGCACGCCGGCGCGCGACCUCGACGUCGCCUACUGCCUCACCAAACUUGUCCAAUCCCCAGCCGACGGACACAUCCGCGGGAGACGUGCUUCCGCGUGCAGAAGUGGUGCAGGUCGCUGUCAUGGUCAUGAUGCCCAAUCCACAUCGACCGGUGCUCCGUCGGAACUCUCUGUCUAUCUCGCUGAAGGGCAAGGAUAAGAGUCUGUCAGGGGAUUGGGAUGAGGAGGAAGAGGAAGAGGGCAUCCCCGACGUUGUGCUCGGUCUAAUGCAGGUGCCGCACAAAGCCAUGAUUACUGGUUCCCCCGAGUUAUGAUGUGCAUCUCGACUUCCAUUCGAGUCUAUCCUUUGCGUUUCCUGUAGUCUGUGAUACGUGGACAUUGUUGUAUACUGGAAAGUGUAGGGCCGGAACGCAUGC
This is a messenger RNA of Rhodofomes roseus, 1281 nucleotides long. RefSeq lists its product as uncharacterized. The transcript has 4 exons. The record is from RefSeq and is a predicted model, not a curated record. Bases 397 to 1179 code for a protein of 260 amino acids. NCBI's taxonomy places the organism in Eukaryota, Fungi, Basidiomycota, Agaricomycetes, Polyporales, Fomitopsidaceae.